Messenger RNA from Strigops habroptila (Kakapo), 1144 nucleotides. It is a transcript of the gene WDR83, whose product is annotated as WD repeat domain 83. The transcript has 9 exons. The record is from RefSeq and is a predicted model, not a curated record. Bases 61 to 1011 code for a protein of 316 amino acids. Gene Ontology annotation, cellular component: catalytic step 2 spliceosome. Lineage: Eukaryota; Metazoa; Chordata; Aves; Psittaciformes; Psittacidae. Gene Ontology annotation, molecular function: protein binding. Gene Ontology annotation, biological process: mRNA splicing, via spliceosome.
CACCGGAAGAAGCCGCCGCGGCUCCAGCUCCGGCUCCGCUGCCGGGGCCGAGCCCCGCCGAUGGCUUUCCCGCAGCCCCGGCCCAGCCGGCCCGAGCUGCCGCGGCAGCGGGUGCAGACCCUGGAGUGCGGGCAGGGAGCGGUGCGGGCCGUCCGCUUCAACGCGGACGGGAAUUACUGCCUGACCUGCGGCAGCGACAAGACCCUCAAGCUCUGGAACCCGCACAAGGGCACAGCGCUGCGCUCCUACCAGGGCCACGGCUACGAGGUGCUGGACGCCGCCGGCUCCUUUGACAACAGCCAACUCUGCUCCUGCGGCGCCGACAAGACGGUGGCGCUGUGGGACGUGGCCACCGGGAAAGUGCUCCGCAAGUACCGGGGCCACGCAGGGAAAGUGAACUGUGUCCAGUUCAACGAGGAGGCCACCAUCAUUGUGUCAGGCUCCAUCGACUCCACCGUGCGGUGCUGGGACUGCCGCUCGCGUCGCCCUGACCCCGUCCAGGUCCUGGAUGAGGCCAAGGACGGCGUCUCCAGCGUGAAGCUCUCCAACCACGAGAUCCUUUCGGGCUCCGUGGAUGGUCACGUCCGGCGCUACGACCUCCGCGCAGGGCAGCUCUACAGUGACUACGUCGGGAGCCCCAUCACCAGUGUGUGCUUCAGCAAGGACGGGCAAUGCACCCUCGCCGCCAGCCUUGACUCCACACUGCGCCUGCUGGACAAGGACACGGGCGAGCUGCUGGGCGAGUACAAGGGCCACCGCAGCACGACGUACCGGCUGGACUGCGUGUUGAGCGAGCGGGAUGCCCACGUGGGCUGCGCCUCCGAGGAUGGAUACGUCUACUUUUGGGACCUCGUGGAGGGCUCACUCGCCCUCAGCUUGCUGGUGGGCCGCGGCGUGGUGCAGUCGCUCUGCUUCCACCCCACCUUGCCCUGCCUGCUCGCUGCCACCGAGGGCCAGGUCCAGCUGUGGCGGGAGGACUCCUUCCAAGCCCAGGGCGAUACAGGGACGUGACGUGGUGGGUUUGGGGGGGUCACAGCCUGGGGGGGACCCCUCUGUGCCCCCCAAGAUCCAGGAAUAAACCCGCUCUGUGGAGGGACUGUGGUGCUUUAUUGCGAGCAGCUCAAAUAAAUACAAGCACUGGAAA